Messenger RNA from Eupeodes corollae, 2076 nucleotides. RefSeq lists its product as uncharacterized. The record is from RefSeq and is a predicted model, not a curated record. Lineage: Eukaryota; Metazoa; Arthropoda; Insecta; Diptera; Syrphidae. Bases 355 to 2070 code for a protein of 571 amino acids. The transcript has a single exon.
UCCAACAGAAACAUUACGAAUAUGUAUUGCUAACAUCGCCAAUGCACGCAGGACAUGGACGGUACAAAAUAUUUUGUAUGUUUUUCAAAUUAAAUUUCACUCAGUUGAUAUUUGUACCAAACAUAAACAAAGAAAAGUAUUUUCUAUUGACAAAGUGCUUGGUGUUUGCAAAUAGAAUUCGCUCUAUCUUAACUGCCAUUACAAACAAAACUGGUCAUUUGAAUUGUCGGCAAUAAAACCGUUAAUAAUGACAUUUGUCAAUAUUAAUUCUACGCGCAAAUUACCGAAGUACUGAAGUUAUGCGAAUUUGAUGGAUGUAUUGCAAAUUUCCCACCAACUACGAGUAUUCUAGAGAUGACUGUGGUCAUAGGAGUUCUGACGUUCUUAAUUCUGGUAGCCGGAAAUUUCGCAAGUGACAUAAUACUUCGAAAUCUUAUCGAACAAAUCUAUAACAAAGGCGGAACACCGACGGUAUACUUUGUUCAAACCGAUCAGGAUUUUGUAGUAGAAUUCGCAAGAAACCAUAGCGAUAUUCCACUGGUGAUUAUAACAUCCCAAGACAUUGGAAAUACUUCGUACAAUUCUUCAAAUGCUAUUCUAGCCGUAGAGACGUCAAAUCUGCCGGAUCAGUUUGAUUCACUUUUACAGCGAGUUAUUCGAACUCUGCAAAUUCGGAGAUUUGUAAUCAUUUCGGCGAAAAAUCUGGAGGACCUUAAGAAAUUCUGUUUUUAUUUUGUGAAGAACAACUUUAGCAGAAUCUUUGGGAUUGUUGGAAAUACUUCUUACGUGUAUCUCAACUACGAAAGCGAACCUAUUCAAGAGCUUGACCAAGACAAACCACUUCCUGUUGCUUGGAAGAAUUUUAAUGGGUUUUCCUUGCGGGCAACAAUUCAAAAAGACAUUCCGAGGGUUUUCUGGUAUCGUGGCCAAAAUGGAAGAAAUCAAAUUGGAGGCUGCUUCGGUAGGUUGAUGCUUAACUUCCUACAGUACCACAAUGCAACCUAUCACGAGGUGUUUCCCAAUUUGACGUCUCAAUUUCGUAUGCCUUUAGUGAUAAAUGCCUUGAAAAACGACGAAAUUGACAUAACCUUCAAUGUGUGGGGUCCAACGGUGGGUUUGGUUUCGAGCUAUCCUGUAAGAUAUCAGAGCUACACUAUUAUGGUGCCAUUGAAUGGUUAUCUGGAUCCUAAUGAAUAUUUUUUGAGGCCAUUCACACUGGGAGUGUGGCUAUUGAUUGGAUUCACCAUGUCCUAUAUUAUUGUUAUGGACAUCUUGACGAAUGCACUUUGUCAUGCAAUAGUGAACGUGUGGAAUAGUUUUAGUCGAACUUUUUUGAUAAUACUCAAUUCGUCAUACACAGGACCAUGCGCAGACUAUAGAUUCCACGUCCAAAUUAUGCUAUUGGCAUUUGUACUUGGAAAUGUCUACCUCAUUCAUUUCACGUCAUUUUUAACAGUUUUUAUAAAAAUCAAACAGUAUAAUACCAAAUUGGAUCUCGUCGAAAACAAAGUUCCAGUGAUGAUUCCGACCUUUGAAUGGAAAGUUGUUGAAGGUCCAGGAUUGACAGCAAUUGGUUUUGAUAAGAUCAUCUACACUGUUGAUUAUCCUGUUUACUAUGAGACAGCUUAUUCGAUGCAGAACACAAAAUAUGCCUAUGCUAUCGGAGCGGACCGUGCUAAGUUUUUGAUAGGCUUGCAAACGUUUUUCGCCAAACCGCUGUUUCAUACGACAAGAGAUGAAUUAUUUACCAGUCAUUUAGGAUAUUUGUUGACUCCGUAUUCCCCGCUUCAAGAGAUCUUGGAUGAAUAUGUUCAUCGUAUCAGUGAACUAGGAUUAAUGGCUAAAUGGGAGGGAGAUGCAGUUUCGCAGGCUCUAAGGGCUGGAUUCAAAAUCACUGUUAACCGGCAGGCUGGAGUUCCAAAAACUCAUAGUCCGUUGACAGUGAAUCAUUUGCAAUUUGCAUGGAAUUGCUUAUUAAGCGGUUUGACAAUAUCGUUUGUAGUAUUUUUGUUUGAGAAAUAUGGACACAAUUUGAAGAGUUAUUUUCGAAAAAAUAAAGAAAAAAUGUAAAAAUAA